AUGGCAUGGGCGAGAUAUCGUGUCUUUAUUUGGCAAGAGGAUAACUGGCCAAGGGCUUGCAAACAGGCCGUGAGACGGCGGGAUGGAGAGGAGGUUGGCUCUGUCAUGUGGCAAGUUUCGGGCAAGCGAAGCUGUACAAGUGAAUCGAAAUACGAUGAUUCAUCGGACCAACGUAGUUACGGUGGCCGAGCCCCAAAAAGUGGAGGCUCUUUGGGGGUGUGCAUCAUGUGGUUGGGCUCAUGA
Molecule: messenger RNA, 243 nt
Organism: Protopolystoma xenopodis
Lineage: Eukaryota; Metazoa; Platyhelminthes; Monogenea; Polystomatidea; Polystomatidae
Source: the annotation of a GenBank genome assembly